Messenger RNA from Lepus europaeus (European hare), 2452 nucleotides. Its product is annotated as phosphoribosyl pyrophosphate synthase-associated protein 2. The transcript has 12 exons. Gene Ontology annotation, biological process: purine nucleotide biosynthetic process; 5-phosphoribose 1-diphosphate biosynthetic process. The record is from RefSeq and is a predicted model, not a curated record. Gene Ontology annotation, cellular component: cytoplasm; ribose phosphate diphosphokinase complex. Lineage: Eukaryota; Metazoa; Chordata; Mammalia; Lagomorpha; Leporidae. The coding region runs from base 773 to 1882 and encodes 369 amino acids. Gene Ontology annotation, molecular function: ribose phosphate diphosphokinase activity; magnesium ion binding.
CAAUCACUAAGGCACUAGCUGGGUGUGAAGUGCUUUGUGGAGGUUUUGCAGUAGCCCUGAGGGGUCCGCCUGCACUGCUGGCGUUGGUGUGGUUGAGGCCUGGCAGUCAGCCAAGGCAAAAUGAGAGAGCUGCAUUCGUGAGUUGACCCGGAAGCCUGUAUUUGUGACAAGGAGAGAAUUAGAUUUGCUUCUGUUUCCUGUCUUGCACCUGGCCCUGCUGUGCCCAAGUGUGUAUGGGUUGAGUGAUGGAGUAAGGAGACACCUCAGGCCUCUUCCAAUGCUUGCGAUUGAUUAAAUGUGUUGUUUUUAUUUUCUAACAUUGAUUUAUUUAUUUGAAAGGUGGAGAGACAGAGAGAAAGAUCUAACAUUCAUUGCUUCACUCCCCAAAUGCCAACAAUAGUCAGGGCUGAGCCAGGCUGAAGCCAGGAGCCUGGAACACUAUCGGUCUCCCACAUGGGUGGCAGGGGCUCAGGCACCUGGGCCGUCCUCCACUGCCUUCCCAGCACAUGAGCAGAGAGAGCUGGAUCAGAGUAGAAGUAGCCAGGAUGGAGGCUUAACCCGCUGCGCCACAAGGCUGGCCCGUUUCUUGCAUUUAUCCCAGCUGGUCGACCUCAGUGAGUCUCAUCCAGAGACAUUUGUAAACAAGAGGAAUUUUGUUGUCAGAGACUAAAAGGAGGUUGCCCAUAAUUGCCUUUCAACAGCACACAGUAAAACCCUGAGGUCCUCAGCUCCGCCUUUCUUGCUCUGAGAAUUGGAAAACCAAGAAGGGUUGAUGUUUUGUGUGGCGACACCUGAAUUGGACACCAAGAUGAACAUCACCAAAGGAGGGCUGGUAUUGUUUUCAGCGAAUUCGAACGCGUCGUGCAUGGAGCUCUCCAAGAAAAUCGCCGAGCGGCUGGGAGUGGAGAUGGGCAAGGUGCAGGUCUACCAGGAGCCGAACCGAGAAACAAGAGUACAAAUCCAGGAAUCUGUGAGAGGGAAGGAUGUGUUCAUCAUCCAGACCGUGUCCAAGGACGUGAACACCACCAUCAUGGAGCUGCUGAUCAUGGUGUACGCAUGCAAGACGUCCUGUGCCAAGAGCAUCACCGGCGUGCUCCCCUACUUCCCCUACAGCAAGCAGUGCAAGAUGAGGAAGCGGGGCUCCAUCGUCUCCAAGCUGCUGGCCUCCAUGAUGUGCAAAGCCGGCCUCACGCACCUCAUCACUAUGGAUCUGCACCAGAAGGAGAUCCAGGGCUUCUUCAACAUCCCCGUGGAUAAUUUACGAGCCUCUCCCUUCCUGCUGCAGUACAUUCAGGAGGAGAUCCCGGAUUACAGGAACGCUGUCAUCGUGGCCAAGUCUCCAGCCUCGGCCAAGAGGGCACAGUCCUUCGCGGAGCGGCUGCGCCUGGGAAUCGCGGUGAUCCACGGAGAAGCGCAGGACGCCGAGUCGGACCUGGUGGACGGCCGGCACUCGCCGCCCAUGGUCCGGAGCGCGGCCGCCAUCCACCCCAGCCUGGAGAUCCCCAUGUUGAUUCCUAAGGAGAAGCCCCCGAUCACGGUGGUUGGUGACGUGGGCGGAAGGAUCGCCAUCAUUGUGGAUGACAUCAUCGAUGACGUUGACAGUUUUCUUGCUGCCGCAGAGACCCUGAAAGAAAGAGGCGCCUACAAGAUCUUCGUGAUGGCCACGCACGGCUUGUUGUCGUCCGACGCCCCCCGGCUGAUCGAGGAGUCGGCCAUUGAUGAGGUGGUGGUGACCAACACGAUCCCCCACGAGAUCCAGAAGCUGCAGUGCCCCAAGAUUAAGACGGUGGACAUCAGCCUGAUCCUGUCGGAAGCCAUCCGCCGCAUCCACAACGGCGAGUCCAUGUCCUACCUUUUCAGAAACAUCGGCCUGGACGACUGAGCGGCUGAGCGGCCUGCCUCCGCGCCUGCCGGGCCGCGCCGGAAAGGCAGCCCGGAGCUGCACUUCCGGGGCGGGAGCCGCCCCGCCCCGCGCCCGCUCCGGGAUUCCCACCAACAUAGAGCAGCCUUUCAUGUCAGCUUGGGUACUUAUGAGUUUUGCAGGCAAUCUUUGUAUAAAAGAAAAAAAAAAAAAACACCUUGAUUUUCCUCUUAAAUAAGUAAGUUAUGACCGGGUAGUUUUUAGUUUGCUAAAAAAAAAUAAUAAUAAUAAUAAUAGCACUUGGAAUAAGAUUUUUAAGCUCACAAGCAGUUUUUUUUUUCCCCCUCCGAAGUGCUUAGAAAAGUGAAUCCCAUAAAACAGCAGAGGAGAAGCCAAAAGGACUGAUUAUCCUGUGCGAUCCGGAAUGACUUUUCUAGACAGGUGUGCGGACCACGUGGGCGUAUUUAUUUUCUGCAACCGAAGAAGGAACAGAACCUUACCUGUGUGUGUGUGGACGUGCGUGUGUUAAAAUUUUGUGUUUGGGCAAUGGUUUUCUACAAUAAAACGGAGGCUGAGUCUGCGUGGUGGACG